Aspergillus clavatus NRRL 1 is the source of this 999-nucleotide messenger RNA. RefSeq lists its product as uncharacterized. The record is from RefSeq and is a predicted model, not a curated record. The transcript is spliced from 2 exons. Bases 1 to 999 code for a protein of 332 amino acids. NCBI's taxonomy places the organism in Eukaryota, Fungi, Ascomycota, Eurotiomycetes, Eurotiales, Aspergillaceae.
AUGUCCUCCUCUAAUUUCUAUGCAGCUGAGCCUGCUCCGCCUGUCCUCGCCCACACGCUUCUUCCGGAGCCUAUACCUCCAUGUCGGAGGUCAGAAGCGCAAGAUACUGGUGACUGGAACCUCCGAAAGGACAUCGAAAGCGCAUUCGAUGACUCGAGCAUCUUUCGGUACGGCACUGUAAUCGGUUUCUCCAGACUGAACAACAAGAUCCACGACGACGGAAAUGAACUUAUAGCUCAGCUAACAGCCCCAAAGCUCCCCCGAUACCUCCUCACCCACCAUCUCCUCAAACCCCCCUCUCCCUCCCUUUCAACCCCAAGGGCCUUCAUCAUCCACCCCGCAACUUUCUCCCCCUUCUCCCCCCAGGCCCUCCUCGCCUCUCUCCUCCCCUCCCUCCCGCGCAACAAAGCAAUCGCCCUGCUAGACCACGUCCAGCUCCUCCCCGUCUUCGACUUCGCCGCCGCCCUGCAAGCCAUCAGCAGCGUCGCAGCGGCCCUCCACGUCUCCCGCCCGAAGGAGCACGAGCAGCAGGAUCAGGAGGGGGAGGCCAACGCAACCCUCAACCCCCAACGCACCCUGCUUCUCGUCGCGGGGCUCGACACCCUCACCGAGGGCGUCAUCCGCGCCUCGAACCCGGUCCGCGGCGCCGCGGCGUUGACUGCCGCGCUGCGCACGCUGACACACUUGGCUAGGGCGCAUGCCGGGUGGGUGUCUGUCAUGCUUGUGAAUACGAGCGGGCUUGGAUCAGGGUCAGGGCCGGGAUUAUCGGGUGGGCUUGGGGGUGCUGUGCCGGUGCAAGGUGUGGGUGUGGGUGGGGGUGUGUAUUCUGCCUUCCAUGCGGAGACGGCGUUGCUUUCUACGCUUUUGAUGAGGACGUUGGAUCAGGGGGUUGAUACGCAUCUUUUGCUUUCGACGGUGAGGAUGGAGUAUGUUGUUGAGGUGGUGAAGGAUCGGGCUGGGGACGGGGUUGGGAGGUGGUGUGUUUGGGAGAAGAUGUAG